This is a messenger RNA of Carassius carassius (crucian carp), 874 nucleotides long. RefSeq lists its product as uncharacterized. NCBI's taxonomy places the organism in Eukaryota, Metazoa, Chordata, Actinopteri, Cypriniformes, Cyprinidae. Bases 62 to 787 code for a protein of 241 amino acids. The transcript is spliced from 2 exons. The record is from RefSeq and is a predicted model, not a curated record.
GCUGGAGUUGUUAAAAUCCACGAUUAGUCGCAAUAACGCUUGCCUUAAAAUUAAAUGCAACAUGGAGGUCACUGCGACAAUUGUCACAGACGCCAUUGAGGUGGAGGAAUCAACAACUACGGUUACGACUUUAGAGACUGAAAAGUCAAAAACAGAGUUUGUGUGGACUCUGCAGGCUACAUGGCAUCUCGUCCAUGUUCGUCUGGACAUGGACCCAGAGUUCGACCAGCCCGUGGUCAAGAAGAAGAAGCUGUGGGAGACUGUGGCCGAGAGAGUGACUGCGAAGCUAAGAGCCGAGGAGGGCACAGACGUUUCAGUCAAAGCCUUCGAAUGUGACCUGAAGUGGAGAAACAUGUUGGCGACGUAUCGCAAAAAUGCUGAGCGAGCCAAGAGACUGGGAAGCAACAGUGUUCACUGGGAGUUCUUCAAGGAGAUGCAUGAAGUGCUGGGAAGGAGCUGCGAGGAGGAUGAGGCUCAGCGCAAGACGAAGCUCAAUGGCACCAAGCUGGGCAAGGCCAUAGCCAGCAAACGAUUUACCCCGAUACGGCCCACACCCACAGCGCCAGCGCCACAGUUACCCAGCGCUAGGCCUCCUCAGGAUUUGCUGCAGCUGUACCUGGAACUGCAGGAGAGGAAACUGAACAUGUGGGCUCAACAGAAAGCGCUGGAAGAGAGGAAGAUUGAGGCCAUUAAUAACUUGGCACGUGCCAUAACUUGCCUGUCCCAGAACAAUAGCAUACAAUUGCCCAAAGAGUGUCUGUCGGACACCCCCGUUACCCCACAGUAGUCUUUUUUUUUUUUAAGAUAAGAAAUGCUUUUUUUUUUUUUUAGAGAGAAAUGCCCGAUAUGUUGAAACCUUUUCAGACAAUUAAAA